AUGCAGCUCAAGUUCCCCUCGUGUCUGAGCUGGUACAAAAAGCCCGAGUACCGCGACAUCAAGGAGUAUGCCACCAACAUCAGCUCGGGCAAGCGCACCCUGAGCCCCGAUGGCCGCAAUGGAGGCAUCCCCAGCCGCCUGCGGCUUGAGCGCAUCCUGGCGAACAAGACAUGUCCCCCGAUGUCCCUGUAUGACUUCUACAUGUACCUCAAGCACAUUGAGUACUCGGAGGAGAACCUCGAAUUCUACAUCUGGUUCAAAAACUACGAAGCCGCCUACGCGAAAGGGUUGACCAUCGACAACAAGGACUACCGUUUCAUCCCGAGCGCCUCCCAGUCCACCUCGUCCGUGGCGCACAUCAAGCUGGGGGACAGCCUCACUUCACUCGAGCAGCCCGAGUCCGAGGACGACGAGGAAGACAGCGCGGAAGCAAAGGAAACACUGGAUCGCAUCUCCCAGAUGAUCUCUACCACUGCCCUCUGCGCCUCCAAGUCUGGCACUUGUGCCAUCCCAGCCCCCAUCCACACCACCUCCCCGAGCAAGCCCAGUUCCAAACAAUCCCCUUCAACUCCCGCCGACCCGCCCCUCGCCUCCGAAAUCACCACAAUCAUCAACCUCUUCCUCCUCCCGUCCUCCCCAAAAGAACUCAACAUCCCGCCGGCGCUGCGCGCCCAAGCGCUCGCCGACGUGCGGCGCUCGACCUCGCCAACGACCGGCCUGCCGUCGCCGGACGCGCUGCGCCCCGUGGCCGAGCACGCCUACUCGCUGCUGCGCAACUGCUCGCACCGCAACUUCGUCCGCCUCGGCGUCGGCAACGGCACCUUCGAGACCGUCUGCGUCGCCACCGUGCUCGGCGCCGCCAGCCUGCUCGCCGGCUUCCUGCUCGCGCUGUGCCGCGCCCUGGCGUCCCCCGCCCGCGGCGCCCGCUCCCGCUGGGAGGCCUGGGCCGCCUGGCCGCUGUGGUGGCUUGGCAUGAGCCUUGUGCUGAGCGGCCUGCGCGGCAGCUGCUUCUUUUUGCUGCUCUUCUCGCGCAGGCAGCGGCUGCCGUGGGAGAGGUUUGAUGAUGACGAGAACAGGUGGCUUGGUGCCGGCGGGUUCAGCUUGGUCAGGUCGGUGAAGCGGCUGAUGAUCUUUGAUCGGCGGCUUAAGGUGCAGGAGCGCCAUCUGAGGAGGCUGCAGCGGAAGAUCGUGCUGCAGAGCCUGGCCGGUGGGAGUGUGUUCGCGACGCUGUGUGUUGCGUUGUUUAUUGUGCUUCCGGUCUGGAGGGAGACGGUGUAG
Molecule: messenger RNA, 1278 nt
Organism: Thermothielavioides terrestris NRRL 8126
Lineage: Eukaryota; Fungi; Ascomycota; Sordariomycetes; Sordariales; Chaetomiaceae
Exons: 5
Coding region: 1-1278 (425 amino acids)
Source: RefSeq, a predicted model, not a curated record